AACAAAAAUUUGCUGAUCUUAAUGAAUCAGGAAUACCUAUAUAAAAACUUGUAUUUAAUACUUGUAUAAUAAUAAUACUUUGUAUAAGGUCUUAAAAACUGUACCCAACACACUAUGUUUGGUUUUCACAAAAUAAUGUCCAUUUAUUGCAUUUUAUUUCUAUGCUUAAUAGCAGUUGCCGUUGAUAGCCAGGAGAAUGAAACAGUGAACACCGUAUGUUUUGACGGUUUGGGAUGCCUGGACUUCAAACCUAACCCACUUGAGGAAUAUCAAAAUCCAAUAGAAAGUUUCAUUCUUUUUACUAGAAAGAAUUUAGAAGAGGGUCAGAUACUAGAAGUGAACUCCAGUGAAACAAUAACAAACUCAAAUUUUCAACCAAAAAAACCUACAAAGUUGAUCAUCCACGGUUACAUUUCCAAUGCAGAUGCCCAAUGGAUGAUAACGAUGAAAAAUGAACUGUUAAAGAAUUCCAACUCAAAUGUCAUAUUAGUACAAUGGUCCAGUUGGACCGACUAUGAUACCGCAACAAGAAAAACAAAAGACGUGGGACAUGAAGUCGCCAAUUUAAUCAACACUUUAGGGGAGCUCGUGGGACUAGAAUUGAAAAAUGUCCAUUUGAUAGGACACAGUUUAGGAGCACAUGCAGCCGGUUUUGCUGGCAAAAAGCUCCAAGGGCAAGUAGGUCGCAUCACUGGGCUUGACCCGGCCGGACCGAAGUUCGAAAAAGCGAAUCCCACAGAUAGGCUUAAUCAUACGGAUGCACAAUUUGUAGACGUCAUACACACAGGUGCAACCAGCAUUUUUGGAAAUGGUAUAAUAGUACCAUGUGGCCACGUUGACUUUUAUCCGAACGGCGGUAAAAAGCAACCAGGCUGUGUUCCUUCAAAUAAGAAUGAUGUUAUUGGCAUAAUGGGUGAGCUCGUGUGUGACCACUUGAGAGUCCAAGAUCUAUUCACAGAAUCUAUUAACUCAAAGAAUUUGUUCGUUGCAAACAAGUGCGAUUCAUAUGAUGAAUACCUACAAGGUAAUUGUUUUUCGAGUGACCUAACAGAUCUUAACAUAAUGGGUUUGAAGGCGAAACAAUCUUCUUCUCCUCCCGGUACAAAAUACUUCUUAAUCACGGGAGAUGCCCCGCCGUAUUGCAGACAGCAGUAUAAAGUCACAAUGAAUUUAGAUAAACCUUUAGGUUUUGUCCUAAACGACAACGAUUCACUUAGCAAUUCAACGGAAACCACCCUUGUGAUCAGCCUACCUGUGAAUCAAUGAGCAACGAAGAAGUCCUUCAGGGAAUACGACGUGGGACAAUACUAACAAUAUUUUGUAAAAAUGAAGCGACAGAAACUGAAGAAUACGGUUCUAGAUAGGAUAUAUAAAACAUUUGUUUAAUAAUAUAAUUAGUGAAAAUAUUAUAAAUAUAUUAUGUAGUAUUGUGUAAUAAAGUAAUUGAU
Adelges cooleyi (spruce gall adelgid) is the source of this 1448-nucleotide messenger RNA. RefSeq names its product pancreatic lipase-related protein 2-like. The transcript has 8 exons. NCBI's taxonomy places the organism in Eukaryota, Metazoa, Arthropoda, Insecta, Hemiptera, Adelgidae. Gene Ontology annotation, molecular function: lipase activity. The record is from RefSeq and is a predicted model, not a curated record. Gene Ontology annotation, biological process: lipid metabolic process. Bases 115 to 1266 code for a protein of 383 amino acids.